AUAAGGGUAUUAUAGUAAUAUUAAGGAUGUUAAAUAUAAAACAUUUACCUAUACAUCAGCAGUGACAGGACCUACUAGUCUAUGUUAAUGGUAACCAGCAACCGAUUAAUCGGCUGAUGGCAUCGGUUGAUUAAUCGGCAUUGGUUUAUGCUUCGGUGUUGGCUAAUAAGCCAAACCAAAUUGGUGCUUAGGCGCACCUUAUAUAUGCGAACUUCAUACCUAUUAAUAAUAUAUUAACUUUUUAUACAUACAUUAAACCCUAUCAUUAGCCUCAAUCGGCCUUUGCCUUCGGUAUAUAUCAAAUAUAUAUAUAAUCUGCUUAUAAAGUAGGUGAGAUUGAAUUUGCUUUUCGAUUGAAUUUGCUUUUAAUUAAAAAUUACUCAGUUAUAAUUAGUAUGCUCACAAUUAAUGGUUUGAAAAAAUUGUUCAAUAUAGUUCGACGACACGUGCGCUCAAGCUUCAAUGCUUCUAGUACAUAAAAAAAUAAUUUUAAAAAUUUUCUAUUUUGUUUCUAAAUUUUUUUUCUAGAGGAAAAAAUUAUAUUUUUAUUUUAAAGAUUUCUAUUAGCGCUUUUCCUUUUUUUUAAAUCUUUAAAAAUCUCUAAGAACUUAGCAAUAGUUAAAUUUUUGUUGAAAAAAAUGUCAUUGCCUAAUGUCUUUCUGUUUAUUAUAAGUUAGAGGUUUAAUUGUAAACAACCACCAAGUUAACAUCUAUUGAUAAGUUAAUAAGAAAAAAAAUACAACUUAUCUUUUAGGCUAACCUUUCCUUUAAUGUUUAAAUUAAAAAUUGGUGUCCGGCGGCCAACUUAUGUAGGAUGGUUAACGUUAAAAUUUUCAUUGAUUUUUAUAUUAAUUUUUUAAUAUGCACAUAAAGUUUAAAUUAUAUUUGUGAAAAUGUAAGUUAUAAUUGGACGAGAAAGUUAUUACUUAACAAUUAUAGAGUUUGUAAAAUCUUUUUGUUGCGGAUAUAAUUCAUACAUUUGUCAAAUAAAGGUACUUUACAAAUAUUUGCUCUGAUUAGAGCCUGAGAAUAAAAGACACCAAUAUCUUUUACCCUAAAUGUGAGGGUAAUCAGUUUUCAAAAAUUAGGAACAUAAAAUACUUUAUUCAACUAAAUUUAAGUUUAUGAACAAAUUUCAAGUUUUAUUUACAUAUCUUUUAGCGUUUGAAAAGUAAAAUAAUAACUAUACCGUGAAAAAUUUAUACUCGUUUCAAAUUGAGAAGAUUUUAAAUUUAUAAGAAAUUUCUUUUGGUUGAAUGGCUGAAUGGUUUGUAUUAUUGUUUUUCUAAAGAUACGCUUUAUCAUAAUGAUAAACUAACUAUUCGUGAGUUAAUUCAUAUGUAAAAAAAUUCACGAGAAAUCUUGAUAAAACUUUCUUUUCGUUCAGUUUAAAAAUUAUUUUAAAUUUGAAAAAGUAUUAAAUCACAUAGAAUACGAAGACAUCCUUUAAUUUGUAAAUUAAAACAUAAGUUAUUCACAAAACCGCGAAGUUGGAAUAAAUAAAUACUUGACUCUUUUUUCAUUUCAUCAAACAGUUCAUUUUAUUCAUUAUUUUUAUUAUAUAAUUUGUUAAACAGUUACAAAUAUGUUUUAUUUUUUAAAUAAAAUUUUAUUUGUUUCACUAAAUUCACAUUCAGCACAUUUUUCUUCGGCAUAUUUUUUGUUGGGUUCUUACAAAUCAGUACUUUUAUCGAACGCUUUUCAAAAAUGCUCGUAUUAUUAUUAUUUUAUGUCUUCUCUAGAAACUCUUUGUUUUAAUAUAUUUUCUAUUUUAUCAAAUAUAUGAAGUUGCGUGUAACUCUAAAAUCCUUACUACCUACUUUAUUUACUGAUUUUUGAAAUGGAACAUGAUAGCAAAUAGACGCUUUUUAAUAAUAUUUGUUUUAAAAUUUAAUUUUGUUUAUGCUCGUCCAUUAUCCUGCGCUGCAGACAAAUUCGCCGACGGUUGUUCUGUUCCGCCUAUUAUACCAGCACCUUUUAAAAACGAGUUCACAUCGGCUUGCAAUAGACAUGAUAUAUGUUACGCUUGCGGAACGCAUUAUAAUUGGAGUCGAUCAGACUGUGAUAUGUCGUUUUAUAAUAACAUGAAAGAAGUGUGUUCUCAAAUGAAAGAAAAACGUUCUUUUUGGGGUUCAGUAGUCGAUCUUUUAAACAACAUUGGCAGCAAAGCGAAUCAGUGCAGAACUGCGGCAAAAGUAUACUUUGAAGCUGUUCGCUUGUUUGCAGAAUCACACUUUGACAAACAUGAUCACGAUUAUUGUUUAGCUAAAUGCGCUGAAAACCAUGGCAAUCCUUUUGAUAAAAAGUCGAUUUAAAUUAAUUUUGUUAAA
Hydra vulgaris (swiftwater hydra) is the source of this 2330-nucleotide messenger RNA. Its product is annotated as conodipine-P2. Gene Ontology annotation, biological process: arachidonate secretion; phospholipid metabolic process. Gene Ontology annotation, molecular function: A2-type glycerophospholipase activity. The record is from RefSeq and is a predicted model, not a curated record. Lineage: Eukaryota; Metazoa; Cnidaria; Hydrozoa; Anthoathecata; Hydridae.